CAUUCUCGCUGCUCUUUCCCCCGGAAACAGAGGAAAAAUGGCGCGAAGGGCUCUCAGUCUGUCGGGAACUUUUCCUGCCCUUCGCGUACUACUCCUCCUCCUCACCCUCCUCCUCCCCUGUCUCCGGCAAGCCACCGCCGGCCGCCACAACUACUUCGACGCCCUCCACAAGAGCAUCCUCUUCUUCGAGGGCCAGCGCUCCGGCAAGCUCCCCCCCGACCAGCGCGUCAGGUGGCGCCGCGAUUCUGCCUUGCACGACGGCUCCUCCGCCGGAGUGGACCUGACCGGGGGAUACUACGAUGCCGGGGACAACGUGAAGUUCGGGUUCCCGAUGGCCUUCACGACAACCCUGCUGUCGUGGAGCGUUAUAGACUUCGGGCGGAAGAUGGGGCCGGAGCUGAGGAAUGCGGUGAAAGCCGUCAGGUGGGCGACUGACUACCUGCUAAAGGCAACGGCGGUGGAGGGCGUGGUGUACGUGCAGGUGGGAGAUCCCUACUCGGACCACAACUGCUGGGAGAGGCCCGAGGACAUGGACACGCUGAGGACGGUAUACCGGAUUGACAGGGACCACCCAGGGUCCGACGUGGCAGGGGAGACCGCAGCCGCUCUGGCAGCAGCCUCUAUUGUGUUCCGGUCACGUGACCCGGCGUACUCGAGACUUCUGCUCCAACGGGCCAUUUCGGUGUUCGAGUUUGCUGACAGGUACCGGGGCGCGUACAGCUCCAGCCUCCGCAGAGCGGCUUGCCCAUUUUACUGUGACGUUAACGGUUACCAGGAUGAGUUGUUGUGGGGAGCGGCGUGGUUGCACAAGGCAUCGAGGAGGCGGGAGUACAGAGAGUACAUAAUGCGGAACGAGAUCUCGUUGCACGCCGGGGAUACCAUUAAUGAGUUCGGGUGGGAUAACAAACAUGCCGGCAUCAAUGUCCUCAUUUCCAAGGAGGUGUUGAUGGGGAGAGCAGGCUACUUCCGGUCGUUCAAGAAUAACGCAGAUGCGUUCAUCUGCUCUGUUCUGCCCGGAAUUUCGCGUACUCAGGUUCAAUACUCUCCAGGUGGGCUGAUAUUCAAGGCGGGAGGGAGCAACAUGCAGCACGUGACAUCACUGUCGUUCCUGCUGUUGGCUUACUCCAAUUACCUCAGCCGCGCCAGAAAGGUUGUCUCUUGCGGCGGUGUCACCGCCUCCCCUGCCCUCCUCCGCCACUUAGCCAAGCGCCAAGUUGACUACAUUCUUGGAGAUAAUCCAUUGGGAAUGUCCUACAUGGUCGGAUAUGGCGCACGCUACCCCCUGAGGAUCCACCACAGGGCAAGCUCGCUGCCAUCGGUACAUGCCCACCCGACCCACAUCGGGUGUAAGGCUGGGUCCAAGUACUUCCUCAGCCCAAACCCAAACCCAAACUUGCUCGUAGGAGCUGUGGUUGGCGGACCUAAUGUGACGGAUGCCUUCCCCGACUCGAGGCCCUUCUUCCAGGAGUCCGAGCCCACUACCUACAUCAAUGCCCCUCUCAUCGGCCUCCUCGGGUACUUCUCAGCUCAAGCCUGAUUCGACCAAAGCAUACCCAUGGAGGCAACACACUGUUAUGCUGAGUGGUGCGCGAAGGUGUCACCCUGGCCUGUCGUUGUCCUUGUUACAUUAUCAAAUUGUUCCUAGUUCUUGCAGCAUGUAAUCUCAACCUUUGAUUUGUUGUUCCACUAAUCGGGAAUAUCCAUCCUAUAUAAGUUUGUUUAAGAUUUUCAUUACUUGUGUAAAACGUACUUUUUAAGUCCCCGCAUAUAUAGAAUGUCAAAUGUAAUUGUUCGUGACA
Molecule: messenger RNA, 1799 nt
Organism: Punica granatum (pomegranate)
Lineage: Eukaryota; Viridiplantae; Streptophyta; Magnoliopsida; Myrtales; Lythraceae
Source: RefSeq, a predicted model, not a curated record